ACCAUGGAGGACUCUUUCGACAAGGACGUGAAACUGCCACAAAAGCGCUUCUAUCGGCAACGGGCCCACUCAAACCCAAUUGCCGAUCAUAGCUUCGAGUACCCACCCCGGCCAGAACUGAGCAAUUGGGGUGAGCUGUAUCCCAAUAUCAACGAACGGUGUGUUGAAUUUGCAGACAUUGGGUGCGGAUAUGGCGGAUUUCUGGUUACGCUGGGGGAAACGUAUCCAGACAAGUUGGCACUCGGUAUGGAGAUUCGAGUGAAGGUGUCCGAUUACGUAAUGGAUCGCAUCAAAGCCCUUCGACAGCGGCACAAGGGAAAGUACGAGAAUAUCGCUUGUAUACGGACCAACGCUAUGAAGUAUUUGCCGAACUAUUUCCGCAAAUAUCAGCUAGAGAAGCUGUUCUUCCUUUACCCGGAUCCACACUUUAAAAAAGCGAAGCACAAAUGGCGUAUCAUCAAUUCGACGUUGCUGAGCGAGUACGCGUACGUGUUGCGGCCCGGUGGCAAGAUAUACACCGUAACCGAUGUACGCGAGCUGCACGAAUGGAUGUGCAAGCACAUCGAGGAGCAUCCGUGCUUCCAGCGUUUGCCAGAUGCUGAGGCUCAGCAAGACAUACUAGCACCUAAGCUUUUGGACAGCAGUGAAGAGGGCCAAAAAGUAACCCGUAUGAGUGGGGACAAGUUUAUGGCAAUAUUUUCUAGGGUAUGAUUAAUCGUUAUCC
This is a messenger RNA of Anopheles maculipalpis, 724 nucleotides long. Its product is annotated as tRNA (guanine-N(7)-)-methyltransferase. Gene Ontology annotation, molecular function: tRNA (guanine(46)-N7)-methyltransferase activity. The transcript has a single exon. The record is from RefSeq and is a predicted model, not a curated record. Gene Ontology annotation, cellular component: tRNA methyltransferase complex. Gene Ontology annotation, biological process: RNA (guanine-N7)-methylation; tRNA methylation. Bases 4 to 711 code for a protein of 235 amino acids. NCBI's taxonomy places the organism in Eukaryota, Metazoa, Arthropoda, Insecta, Diptera, Culicidae.